Molecule: messenger RNA, 717 nt
Organism: Candidula unifasciata
Lineage: Eukaryota; Metazoa; Mollusca; Gastropoda; Stylommatophora; Geomitridae
Source: the annotation of a GenBank genome assembly
AUGAUAUUUGAAAACAAAACUGCAUGGUUUUCUGAAAGCUGCCCAGACAAUGUUAAAAAACUCUGGGUCGAUAAUGGAGGCAAGCUUGAAGAUGUCACUCUUUCCCAGUAUGUGUUCAGUGAUGACUGGCAGCAUGAGGACACAAACAUACUUUACAACAGCGAAGCUUAUCUGAAACAGCACUUGGCUAUAUUUAGCUCUCAGUACAUCCCUGAUGCUCUUCAUCAAGGUAUUGACAACGUCUCCUUGGGAAAAUAUUUUCUCAUUCCAGGUCCUAUUAAAGAUUGUAUUAACUUCAGGAGCUUACAGACAAGUUUAGUUGCACAGAAUAACAAUGUUGCUGGCGUAUCACCAAAACAUGCACAACAGAUUCCAUCUUCAAGUAAUCAGCAGAUUAACAAGCAAAGGAAAGAUGGCGACAGUUCAUCUUCAUCCACUGUUUCAUCAAGUGCAGGAAUGUCCUCAGCUGUAACUGUUCAAAUACCUCAGCAAGCUGUGAGCAGUGAUACAAUAAAGGUUGUAACCAGUCACACAACAGCUAGAAAAGUGGCAAAUGCAGAAACAAAUUCUCAUUCACUGUACAAAAAUAGAUGCAGUGACAUCAGCCAGAUUAAUUUAGAGUCGAUUCCUCAUGUACAGAGUCUGCCGAAAGUUAUUAGUUGUUUACAGACUAUUCAUCCAGGUAGAGAUGGUGUUAAAGUGGUGAAUAAAACAUAA